UGUGCAGAUUAUGCAAUGGUGUGAAUAAAAGCCUGCAGUUCGCUUCUCAGCACUCAUUCUGUGUCUGUGUCCACUGUCCAGCAUGGCGAUGAGGGAAUCCGCCGUGCUUUCACUCUGCAUCCUGAUCGCAGUGACUUUACAAAACAGCGUCAAAGCGGAGGAUGGACCUAUCUUGCAAACCAAUUCUGGAGCCCUGAAAGGUCUACAAAUGAAAGCAAGGGGAAAAGACACCGUUAUCCAUUCGUACUUGGGCAUCCCCUUUGCCAAGCCACCCGUGGGUCCACUAAGACUGGCUCCACCACAACCAGCUGAGAAAUGGGAAGGAGUGAGAGACGCUACAAAACAGCCGUUAAUGUGUCUGCAGGAUAGGCAGUUAGUUGAAGACUUGGUAGCCAAUUUAUCGGCAAAAGUAGACAUGGUGGAUUCAUCAGAAGACUGCCUUUACCUCAAUGUAUACACACCGUCUAAACCUGGAAGAAACGACAAGCUGCCUGUUAUGGUGUGGAUCCAUGGCGGAGGUUUCACGACUUGUUCGGCAUCCUUGUUUGACGGACAUGUUUUGGCUGCUUAUCAGGACGUUGUUGUGGUCGUGAUACAAUACAGACUCGGCCUGCUUGGAUUUUUCAGCACUGGAGACGAGAAUGCUCCAGGAAACUAUGGUCUUCUGGAUCAGGUAGCUGCGCUACAGUGGGUUCAGGAGAACAUCCACAGCUUCGGCGGAGAUCCUGGAUCAGUGACCAUCUUUGGAGAGUCUGCUGGAGGAAUCAGUGUGUCUUUACAUGUUCUGUCUCCUUUGUCUGCAAACCUCUUCCAUCGUGCUAUUGCAGAGAGCGGUACAGCUGCAAUGGAGGCUAUAAUGAAUGUCAACCCACUUCCCAUCGCUCAGGCUAUAGGAAAUGCAUCUGGCUGUGAUAUUUCCAGCACAAAAAAGAUUGUCGACUGUCUGAUGCAGAAGUCAGAAGUGGAGAUACUGAAGAUUACAAUGGAGAAUCCUCUGUUUCGUUUUGGAGUGACGAUCGAUGGCCAGUUUCUUCCAAGACCUGCAGCAGAGCUUUUUCAGUCGCAGCAGUUUAACAAAGUGCCUCUGAUGACCGGAGUCACUGAUGAUGAGAUUGGAUUUGUGCUGCCCAAUUACCUUUUACCUCCAGAUUGGAUCAAUGGGCUCGACCUGGAGUCAAUCUUGCCACUUUUGACUGUGUUCAAUCCUGCUCUUCAAGAUCAGUCAGUUCUUGAGCUUCUUUUAAAUGAGUAUCUGGGCACAUCCCCUGACAGGAUCAGAAUUCGAGAUGGUUUUCGAGAAAUGUUAGGAGACUUCAUGUUCAACAUCCCAGCUCGACAAACGGCAAGUUACCACAGAGAUGCGGGCGCACCGGUGUACGUGUAUGAAUUCCGUCAUCCCCCCAGUGUACUUCAGAGGAAAAGACCCAGUUUUUCUGGAAGUGACCAUGGAGAUGAAAUUGUGUUCGUUUUCGGCUACUGCUUUUCAGAAGGACCCAUAGGGAUGGCAGAGAAUCUCUCAGAUGAAGAAGAUGAACUCUGCAGAACCACCAUGGCUUACUGGGGAAACUUUGCUCAUACAGGGAAUCCAAAUGGUCCAGGUCUCACAUCGUGGCCUGAGUUUGGAGAUGAAGCCGAAUAUCUCAGUAUUGGUCUGGAUCCGAAAGCCAGCACUGACCUGAAGGGAAAACACUUCACUUUCGUGACCCAAACUUUUCCAAGGAUAUUAAGUGAGCGAAAGGAAGGACCUGUAGUAAACACUAAAUUAGGAUCUCUAAGAGGUUCCUACAUGAUGGCGAAGGGGAAGGACUCUGUCAUCAGUAGCUAUUUUGCUAUACCCUUUGCUAAGUCUCCGGUGGGUCCUUUGAGGUUGACUCCACCACAGCCUGCAGACGCAUGGCAAGGAGUAAGAGAUGCCACCAAGCAGCCGCCCAUGUGUCUCCAGCCAAAGGAGGUUAUGGUUGACUUGCUAGCUACAAUGCCAUUGAAAACGGAGUUCCCAGAAGUGUCAGAGGACUGUCUUUACCUCAACAUUUACACUCCUUCCAAACCUGGAGACAACAAAAAGUUACCUGUCAUGGUCUGGAUUCAUGGCGGAGGUUUAGCUUUUGGAUCUGCUUCCAUUUUUGACGCACAUGCUUUGGCUGCUUAUCAAGACAUAGUGGUGGUCAUGGUCCAGUACAGACUUGGCCUGCUUGGAUUUUUCAGCACCGGAGAUGAGCAUGCUCCAGGAAACUAUGGUCUUCUGGAUCAGGUAGCUGCGCUUCAGUGGGUUCAGGAGAACAUCCACAGCUUCGGUGGAGAUCCUGGAUCAGUGACCGUCUUUGGAGAGUCUGCUGGAGGAGUCAGUGCGUCUUUACUUGUUCUUUCCCCGUUAUCUGCUAACCUGUUUCAUCGUGCAAUCGCAGAGAGCGGUACGGCAGCAAUGAACGCUAUAAUGAGUCCCGACCCACUGUCAACAGCCCGAUCUUUAGGAAACGUGUCUGGCUGUGAUAUUUCCAGCACAAAGAAGAUUGUUGACUGUGUUAUGCAGAUGACCGAAGAGGACAUAUUGAAGAUUGCCAGGGAGCAGGUAUUGCUUCGUUUUGGAGUGACCGUUGAUGGGCAGUUCCUUCCGAAAUCUGUGGAUGAGCUUCUUCAGUCUCAAGAGUUUAGCAAAGUGCCUUUGAUGACUGGAGUUACUGAUGAUGAUGGUGGAUUCACUCUACCUGAAUUCAUUGCACCCCCAGGAUGGAGAGAUGGAAUGACCAAAGAUCAGAUCAUGCCAUUUUUGCCUACAUAUAAUUAUGAUCUUCAGGAUCCAGGACUUGCUGAGAUUGUUUUAAAAGAAUAUCUGGGCGCAACCACUGACAAGAUCAAAAUCCGAGAUGGUUUUCGAGAAAUAGUGGGGGACUUCUUUUUCAACCUCCCAGCUCGCAAAUUAGCGAAUUACCACAGAGAUACUGGUGCACCAGUGUACAUGUAUGAAUUCCAGCAUCCUGCCUAUAUAUUUCAAAACAAAAGACCCAGCUUUGUUGGAUGUGAUCAUGGAGAUGAACUUUUAUUUGUUUUUGGUUAUUGCUUUGGAAAUGGACACAUAAAGGUGGAAGGUGAACUCUCAAAGGAAGAACAAGAACUUUGUAAAACUACCAUGGCUUACUGGGGAAACUUUGCUCGCACUGGGAAUCCGAAUGGUCCAGGCCUUGUAGAGUGGCCAAAAUAUGGAGCUGAAGCCGAGUAUCUUGGUAUUGGACUGGAACAGAAAUCCAGCAAAAACUUUAAGGGAAAUCACUUUCAUUUCAUGAUCGAAAAACUCCCGCAGAUCAUAAAAGAGUGGAAGGAAGGACCUGUAGUAGAAACAAAACUAGGAUCUCUGAGAGGUGCCUUCUUGACUGUGAAGGGCAAGGACACAAUAGUCAAUAGUUAUCUAGGUGUGCCGUUCGCCAAGCCGCCUGUAGGACCCCUGAGACUUGCUCGACCACAGGCUGCAGAGAAAUGGCAAGGAGUUAGAGAUGCCACCAAACAGCCACGGAUGUGCCUCCAGGAAAGGCAAAUGACUGUAACUGAACUGGAGUUUCUAUCGAUGGAUGUGGAGGUUCCUGAGGUCUCGGAGGAUUGCCUGUAUCUUAACAUCUACACCCCAGUUAAACCUGGACAAGGAGACAAGAAGUUACCAGUCAUGGUUUGGAUUCAUGGUGGAGGACUCUCUCUUGGAUCGGCUUCAAUGUAUGAUGGCUCUGUUCUGGCUGCGUAUCAGGAUGUGGUCGUGGUGCUCAUUCAGUACAGAUUGGGUCUUCUGGGGUUCUUAAGCACCGGAGACGAGCAUGCGCCAGGAAACUAUGGUUUUCUGGAUCAAGUAGCUGCCCUUCAGUGGGUUCAGGAGAACAUCCACAGCUUCGGUGGAGAUCCUGGAUCAGUGACCAUCUUUGGAGAGUCUGCUGGAGGAAUCAGUGUAUCCACGCUGAUUCUUUCCCCGCUGGCGUCUGGACUGUUUCAUCGCGCCAUUGCAGAAAGUGGAACUGCCUUCUGGGAUGGUUUAGUCAUGGCUGAUCCUUUUCAGAGAGCCCAGACUGCAGCCAAACAAUGCAACUGUGACAGCAGCAGUUCAGCAAAGAUUGUCGACUGCAUUAUGCACUGGUCUGAAGAGGAGGCUCUGGAAUGUGCUAAAAAGUUCCAGAUGAUGCACUUCUCCGUUGCUGUAGAUUCUUAUUUCCUUCCCAAACCCAUCGAGGAGAUUGUUGAGAAACAAGAGUUUAGUAAAGUUCCUCUCAUCAACGGCAUUAACAAUGAUGAGUUUGGCUUCUUGUUGGCUGAAUAUUUCUUGGGUCCUGAAUGGAUGAAUGGGUUGAAAAGAGAGCAAAUCGCUGAAGCCUUGACGCUCACAUAUCCUGAUCCCAAGGAUCGAUGGAUCAUUGAUCUGGUGGCGAAGGAAUAUCUGGGCGACACACACGACCCCAUUGAAAUCCGUGAAGUUUAUCGGGAGAUGAUGGGAGACGUGCUGUUUAACAUCCCUGCCCUGCAACUGGCAAAACACCACAGCGGCACAGGAGCUCCAGUGUACCUGUAUGAGCUCCAGCAUCCGCCCAGCUUCCUCCAGAAGAAGAGGCCUAGCUUCGUGGGUGUGGACCACGCUGAUGACCUCUACUUCAUCCAGGGCACCUGCUUCGCUAAAGCCCAUCUCAGAAUAAGCGCUCCUUUCACAGAAGAAGAAAACGAGCUCUGCAGGACUGUGAUGGCCUACUGGGGGAACUUUGCACACACUGGGUCUCCCAAUGGUCCGGGUCUGACACAUUGGCCAGAAUAUGAAAAUGAGAAUGAGUAUCUUGCCAUCGGACUGCAACAGAAACCUGGGAAAAACCUUAAGCACAAACACUAUGAGUUCAUGACCAAGACUCUUCCAGAACUCAUACGUCAAGGAAAAACCAAGCACUCAGAACUGUAAAAGAAAAAAAAAUGACAAGACAAUUAACUGUGAUUCAGAAUAACAAUAUUACCAUGUAAAGAUCAAAUAACGACCUUUAUUAUCACAUAUAUUGAUGGCAAUUUUAAAGAUCUUUGACAGAACUUUAGCUGUCAGAUUGUAUUUUAAAAGAAAUAACUAAUGUUAUGCACUGAAAAAUAAAAGUCGGACACCUUA
Danio rerio (zebrafish) is the source of this 5113-nucleotide messenger RNA. Lineage: Eukaryota; Metazoa; Chordata; Actinopteri; Cypriniformes; Danionidae. The record is from RefSeq and is a predicted model, not a curated record.